Messenger RNA from Camelina sativa (false flax), 2611 nucleotides. RefSeq lists its product as uncharacterized. Gene Ontology annotation, biological process: activation of GTPase activity. Gene Ontology annotation, molecular function: GTPase activator activity. The record is from RefSeq and is a predicted model, not a curated record. NCBI's taxonomy places the organism in Eukaryota, Viridiplantae, Streptophyta, Magnoliopsida, Brassicales, Brassicaceae.
AGUCUCAAACCAAUCCCAGAUUCUCAGCCUCAUGAAAUGAAAAAAAAAAAAAAAGAAUACAAAUUUUGAUUCCAUUUUUGUCCAAAGCAUAAACUUUUGUUUUCCUCAUAAACAAAAGAACACAACUUUUUUUUGUUAAAUUUUGUCGUCGAAACAAGAAUGAAUCUAUUUGGCACGAAAUCGAAAGUUGGAUGAAAGCAAAAACAUUGUGUAAUGGCGAUUCAUGAAGAAAUCGAGAUAUCAAGAACACAACAAGACCCUCCUUGCACUUCUAACGCAUCUCCGUCAUCUCAAGAUCACCGUUUCGAAAAGCUUCGCGGUGUCCGAUGGCGAAUCAACCUCGGAAUUCUCCCGUCUUCUCCUUCCUCCACCAUUGACGAGCUUCGAAGAGUAACCGCUGAUUCCAGAAGAAGAUAUGCUGCUUUGAGAAGACGACUUUUAAUUGAUCCACAUUUGCCCAAGAAAGGAGGAACCACUUCUUCAGAUCUAACUAUUGAUAAUCCUUUAUCACAAAAUCCUGAUAGUACUUGGGGAAGGUUCUUUCGUAACGCAGAGCUCGAGAAGACGCUAGAUCAAGAUCUUUCUCGGUUGUAUCCAGAGCAUGGAAGUUACUUUCAAUCCUCUGGUUGUCAAGGGAUGCUUAGAAGGAUACUUCUCUUGUGGUGUUUGAAGCAUCCUGAGAUUGGUUAUAGACAAGGGAUGCAUGAACUAUUGGCUCCUUUGCUUUAUGUUCUUCAAGUGGAUGUGCAGUAUCUUACGGAUGUGAGAUCAAACUAUGAAGAUCAGUUCAUUGACUUGUUUGACGAAUUGGCGUUUCAAGAACGUGAUUCUGGAACAUAUGAUUUCGAUAUAAAAAAGGUUUUAGAUGAUUCCAUGGAAGAAGAAGAAGAAGAAGAAGAGGAUGGUGCAUCAUCUGGAAGCAUCAAUAAGAAGAAAAAACCAAAGAGUUUUGAUGAGCUUGACAAUGAGACGCAAACUGCAGUGUUGCUAAGUGAUGCAUAUGGAGCGGAAGGCGAAUUAGGUAUCGUUCUCUCUGAGAAGUUCAUGGAACACGACGCUUACACAAUGUUUGAUGCUCUUAUGUACGGUGGAUCAUCCCUCGGUUCAGUUUCUGUAGCAAAUUUCUUCGUGUAUUCUGCUCCAAAUGACUCUGUCACGGGACUGCCUCCUGUGAUCGAAGCUUCUGGUGCGUUGUAUCAUUUACUGUCUCUAGUUGAUGCUUCUCUUCAUAGCCAUCUCGUUGAGCUUGGUGUUGAACCACAGUACUUUGCUUUACGUUGGCUACGGGUUUUGUUUGGGAGAGAGUUUCCUUUGUAUAAUCUAUUGAUUCUGUGGGAUGAGAUAUUUUCUGCUGACAAUUCUGAGGUGGAGAGAGGUGUUGUUGAGGCUGAUUUAGGGUUUGAAUUCAGGAUCCUUAGCUCUCCAAGAGGAGCUCUAGUUGCAGGAAUGGCGGUUUCGAUGAUACUUUAUCUUAGAUCAUCGCUGCUGGCAACCGAAAACGCAACUUCUUCUCUCAAGAGGUUACUGAAUUUUCCAGAGGACAUUGAUCUGAGUAAAGUGAUCGAAAAGGCUAAGACUUUGCAGGGUCUUGCUUUGGAAAUCAAUGCUCGUCGUGAUUUAAUUCCUAAAGGGUCGAGAAAACAGAUGAGAGGUCACAGCUUAUCGGUUGAUUCGAUCUCACUUGGUUCUUCUUCUCCUGUGGGAAUAGUACCUGAGAGCUACUGGGAAGAGAAGUGGAGAGUUUUGAACAGCGCAGAAGAAGAAGAAAGGAAGCAAAAAGCGUUGUUGCAGAGACCAAAAGCUGGGAAGAAGAGUUGGUCGGAGAGAGUAAAGCAAAGGCUUUCAAGAACAGAAUCUGAUCCUUCACCUGCUGAAGCUAACCAAAGUGGAAACAAGCCGCCUAUUAGACGAAGUUUGCUCGAUGAUUUAUCUCGACAACUCGGUGAAAAAGAGGUUGACACUCCCGAGUUACCAAACCUGGAUACUGAUAUCGAACGCUCAUCUACAGUAUCUGAUUCACUCAGCUUGGACUAUGAGGAGAACAGUUCUGAUAGAGGCAGAAGCGAGAACCACACGGAGUUGCCUCUUACGGUUCCUGAGAACGAGUCAGAGACUACAUCAGGGAUGAGUAUCUUUAAAGAGAGAAAUACUUUUUCAGGUCAAUUCCAGAGGCUAUGGAGAUUAGGUAGAAACUUGUCAGGUGAGGAGACCUCUGAGACGAAAGAAGCUACACCGAUAGAUUCUGAAGAUGGAAAGACAGAUUCAGAUUCAACUGCAGGUAAUGGAGAUGCGUUAAAGAGUACAGGACGGUCCAUGCUUGAACAUAUUAAGGUAAUAGAGUCAGUGUUGGAGCUAAGUUCACCGGAGAAUAUGACUGAUAACGGAAGACUAACAGUUGAAGAAGCUCUUAGAGAACUUCGAAGACUUGGAAAUAUGUUGUUGUCGGAAAUGUAAAGUUUUAUUUUCAGAAUCCUGGCUUUACAUUAUUGUAAAAAUUCAUUUGUCUCUACGUGUGUAUGCGUAUGUGUGUGAGAGAGAGAGUGUGUGUAAUUGUAAUUGUAAUUGUAAUUGUAAUGUGUAUAUCAGAAAUUUUGAUGAGGGUUUUGUUUUA